Rhododendron vialii is the source of this 4213-nucleotide messenger RNA. RefSeq names its product F-box protein At5g07610-like. NCBI's taxonomy places the organism in Eukaryota, Viridiplantae, Streptophyta, Magnoliopsida, Ericales, Ericaceae. The transcript is spliced from 6 exons. Gene Ontology annotation, molecular function: protein binding. The coding region runs from base 1137 to 2351 and encodes 404 amino acids. The record is from RefSeq and is a predicted model, not a curated record.
AUGUUUUCCGUCUGUGUCCCGAAUUUUCUAUACUAUUUUGUCACGUAGUGGUCUUGAGCUUGGGGGCUUCCCGGUAAAAUUGCAUCCUGCAGUUGCUGUGUGCACAUGGAUCCUGCCUGGAAUCAAGGCUUUUUCAGUUUUUCCCAAUUCGUUUGUCCACGUCUUCUUCUCAUUUCCCAGUUCCCAUUUCCCAUUUCCAUCCAUCCAUCCGUCUACCACCGUUUCUGCGGCAGGCGGCCAGUCGGGCUUCCUAGAGCAGAUGAUGGCCGAUUAGCUGUGGCAGGAGAAGAUUUGGAGAGGAAAGUUAGGGAGGAGCUCAGCGGCUGGGUCGUCUUCGGCACGAAGAAUCUGUCUGCCGAUAAAAGAGAAUCAGUGGGAGAGAGAGAGAGAGAGAGAGAGAGAGAGAGAGAGAGAGAGAGAGGAUGGACGAUUUAGGGGUUUCAGAAGUCGGAUAGGGUUUCAGGAGGGAGACGAGUACCGGGGCAGGGUUUUCGAGGUCGGACGAACAUGGGGUGGGUUGGGUUUUGGGUUUUCGAGCUGGAUACGAGCUGAAGAGGCGAAAUCUGCUCGGCCCAGCAUUGGGGAAUACAAUUGACGAUCACCGGAACCGACGCGACAUCAAGGUCUGUGUGUGUAUGAGGGUUCCAUUAUCUCUUUCUGCAUUUGCAAUUGGUUAUAAGGUAGACAAGAAAAAAGGACCUCCGAUUGCCAUUCACAUCAUUUCGGUGGUUUCAGUAGGAGGAGGAGGAGAAUUCCCGACAUCGCCGACGUUGUUCUGGCCCUCCGCCUGUAUCGCUCUGCCGAUUUGGGAGCUCCAAGUCAGAUGCGAAGAUUUUGAGAUUUUCGCCAUCGAUCGCCUCCGAGGAAAUAGAGGGUUUUUUUAACCCACAGCCGCCAUGAGAUUGGAAAAGUGUUGGUUAUGCUCCUCCUAUUGUGUAUCUUGGACAUGGUAUUCAGUUUGUUAGGAAUGAUGCAAAGGUUAAGGCAAAAGGGUCAUUGAUGCAAAUGGUUGCCGGAGACUGGAUAAGAUCUGACAAACAUGAAGACGAUCUGGUCAUGCCCCUAGCAAAGUCACCCCUCUGAAAGCUUCCAGAUCCGGGUGACUUGAAACAGGAGAAGUAUCAAACACCUCCUCCAUGGCUAAGUAUGCAUCAUCAUUAUCAUGUGUUGCUGAUAAAGUUGCUGUGGAUUCGGACCUCUUGACUGAAAUCCUGAUUCGCCUACCUGCAAGAUCUCUCGUGCGAUUCAAAUCCGUGUCCAAAUCCUGGCUCUCUCUCAUCGCCAGCAAUUUCUUCGCUCUCCGCCGCAAUCCCGACCCCACAAUCGUCUCCGGCCUUCUCCUGCAUCCCUAUGGUACCAAAACCAAAAUUGAUUUCAUCCCCCUUAUCAACACCAUCAGAAACCCAACCCACCCCCAAUUCACUGAUCUCACUUUCUUUCCGGGUUUAUCAGAUAAUAUACGAAUCAUAAAUUCAUGCCACGGAUUACUAUUAUGCCGUUUUUGCUACACCCGACAGAAAAACCAUAACCCUGAUUAUGCUGUUCAAAAUCAAAACCGUGACCCCAACUACGUUGUCCUCAACCCCACAACCAAGCAAUUCAAAACCCUCCCCAAAUGCCAUGUCUCAGGCCUCAGAGGCCUUACCCUGGCUUUUGAUCCGUCAAAAUCCCCUCACUACAAAGUCGUUUCCGUUUGUGUUUGCUUUCGUCACACUACAUCUAUGUUAACUUGUGCAGUGGAAUACUAUCAUGAGAUCAUGACGUACUCAUCUGAGUCUGGCUCAUGGAAGGCUUCCGGUGUGACGUUCGCAGCCAAAGGCCGAGAACAGUAUACUUCUGGAGUGUAUUGGAAUGGUGCGGUUAACUGGUUCAGCAACUGGGGGAAGGGAGAUUCAGUGUAUUACAAUGUGGAUGAAGGGCGGUUGGGGAUUAUUCCACUACCUCCAAUCCCAGAGGGUAAUGAUUGGUACGGUCGGGAGUUCAGGCAUUACUGGGAAUCUCGGGGCCACUUGCAUCUCGUCGAGAUCAACAGUGGGAUGCAUCGGGUUGAUGUUUACGAGAUGGAGAGAGAUUACUCCCGGUGGUUUGUGAAACUUAGCGUUGAUCUUUAUGCUCUCGAAAUUCCGCGGGACCCUCUGUAUUGUCUGUUUGAUAUACUUUGUGUCGUACGGAUGGAAAGAGAUGAGGAAUCGUUUCUGGUGCUGCACGUACCUGAUAAAGUCUUGCGCUACAGUUUUGGAGAUGGGAAUUUGGAGAAGAUAUGUGAUGUGGUGGCUCCACAGAGUUCUCGUUCAUUGAGAUAUUCCUGGUUUCGUUCGUAUCAGUACAUUGAGUCACUUGCCAGUGUUUGACGGCUAUGUCAAGGUAUGUCCGCGGAAUCUACUUGCCUCUUUUUUUUUGAACUUGAAUCUACUUGCCCCUCGUUAACAGGUACAAAUACCUUUUCGUAGAUUCCGAUAUCAUUUUGGGACGACAUUAUUCAAUUUCUGGUUAAAUGUAAGUGCUGUGUAAUGUGGAAGAACUUUUAUCAAAAUGCUAGCAUUUCUCAUUUGUCUUAGAAGUGAUUUUUGAUGGGCAGAUGAAGAAGCUUUAUUUUCUGGGAAACUGUAGGUUCGCCUCAUUUCAGAGUAGUGUUGUGUGGUUGAAAUAUGGUUGAUUCUCGCGCGGGGGGGGGGGGGGGGUGGGGAGGGGGUGUGAAUGAACUCUGCACAAUCUUGGCCCUUCUCGCGUCUUUGGUCCCUUACUCAAGCAUCUGACCUCGUGAUGGCUCUCGCUGGUCCCUCCGCUCUUGCGAGCUUGUACAGCUCGCGGGGUGAACUUUACAUACUCUAAGGGUCUCGUUGGAUAAACUCUACAUAUUGGGGUCUCGAGACCCUCACGAUGACUAUCACUGGUCCAUCUGCCCUCGCGAGCUCGUUCAGCUCGCAGGUCCUAUCUUGUGUCGCGUGGCCCCAAUUCUCUCUGUGCUUGCGAGCUUGUUCAGCUCGCGGGGUGAACUUUACACACUCUAGGGGUCUCGCAACCUCGGGACCCUUGCGAUGGCUCUCGCUGGUCCAUCUGCCCUCGCGAGCUCUUUUAGCUUGCAGGUCCUAUCUUGUGCCUAUCUUGUGCUGCGUGGCACCAAUUCUCCCUCCGCGCGGCAGUCGCUGGCCAUGUGUCAUUCUCUUGACCCCUCCACACGUUGGUGCAUGAGUGGUCGGUCAAAUUUCUUCGCAAGUCAACGGUCAUAAUUUUGACCGCGCCUACAAUUAGCAACUUCUUUUUACACUAUUUCGAAAACCCAAGGAAUCAAUCGUAUGCAGCAGAUCAUGAAAUCCAUUGAAAAUGAAAAAAAGGAAAAAAAAAACCUUGAUUGGUGGCUCAAAGUUGAAGCUUUCACCGCAUGGCUCAAUACUCGACGGCUAUUAAUUAAUAAAAUUGACGAGGACAAGACAAACAUCCGUGGCAGAAUUCAAAAAUGUUAUUAACUCCAAUAGGGAAACUGCAGAGAACCAACCGUGCAAUUGCUUAAUGAGUAGUAUGAUAGUAGAGCACUAUAUUAAAAUGGUAGAAAGUUGACUAUUAUGGUAUACUUGAUACCCAUAUCUACCAAUGCCGCACAAUCCUCUCUCUGCCUAUAUUCAGGUUGACUUGAAACAGGAGAAGUAUCGCACACCUCCUCCGUGGCUGAGUAUCCAUCGUCGUCGUUGUCAUCUGCUGCUGAAAAAGUUGCUGCCAAUUCCGACCUCUUGAUUGAAAUCCUGAUUCGCCUGCCCAUAAGAUCUCUUAGGAUUUCCAAGUCCGUGUCCAAACACUGGCGUUCUAUAAUUACCAGCCAUUUCUUUGCUCUCCUCCGCAAUCCCGACUCAACAACCGUCUCCGGCCUAUUCCUGCACCCCUAUAGUAUCAACCCCUUCCCCGAGCUCAAUUUCAUCCCUCUUAUCAACACCAUCCAUGAACCCCACCCCUGGUUCACAGAUCUUGCUUUCUUUCCAGGUUUACGAGCCCAUAUACGAAUCAUAAAUGCCUGUCACGGGUUACUAUUGUGUUGUUUUGGCCACAGCCAUGAUGAUAACCCUAAACCCAACUAUUUCAUCCUCAAUCCCACAACGAAACAGUUCAAAAUCCUCCCAAGAUGCCAUCUCUCCAACCUCAUAUGCCCCGCCCUAGCUUUCGAUCCGUCAAAAUCCCCUCACUACAAAGUUGUUUGCGUUUGUUACGUUGAUUUUGCUCC